Molecule: messenger RNA, 9986 nt
Organism: Porites lobata
Lineage: Eukaryota; Metazoa; Cnidaria; Anthozoa; Scleractinia; Poritidae
Source: the annotation of a GenBank genome assembly
GUCACGUGAUGUACACUCAAAAGCGAAAAAGUCCAAUUGACAGGGAUUGCAUGACUUUUUAUGAAAGCUUUCAAUUUUAAGAUUAUCUCCUUUUCUUCUGAAAAUUUUGUUAUAAAGAGUUGAAUUCGAUUUGUUAUGUCUGGUAUUGCGAUCGGCCGAUUAACAGAGGAGAGAAAAGCUUGGCGAAAAGAUCAUCCUUUCGUAAGUGCUUACAUAGUUGCCCUACUUCAUGUGAAAAGCUUAAUGUUCGUCGUUUCAUUGAUUUUCCUAAGACGAUUUCGACAACUUUAUAUUUAAAUUGAAUUCUGUUGUUCUUAUAAGGGAUUUGUUGCCAAACCUGCAAAAAACGCCGAUGGUACGUUAAAUCUCAUGAACUGGGAGUGUGGUAAGUCUUACUGGAAUAUGAUCACUGCAUUCAUGAUCACUGUUUUCAAAAAAUCAAGGUUACUCUACAAAACUACCAUCCUUGUAAAUACUUGCUUUUUGUUUCGAUAACGACACAAAACAGAUAUUUGUUUGCUUCGUGAUAAAUCAAUAUUUUCUUUUUAUCUUUCCCACAGCGAUUCCUGGAAAGAAAUCGGUAUGUACGAUAAUGUUUUUGAAGUGGAGUUAAAUGAGAAGUAAUUGUUAAUCUUCCUGAGUCUCGUUCAUAUUAAACAUUAGAGCGAAAUUUUUUUCCGGUCCUAAAAUAUCAGGUGGAUUCAAAAUAAUAAAAAUAGUAAUAAAAACUUUACCGGUCUCAGACGCAAUCAUUCUUCAAUUUGUGAUUGUACGUACUUACAUGUAUGCCUGUUCUUUGUAAUUAUACCUAUGUUACAUAAGGAAAUUCUAGAAGAAAGAUUGCGGAAAGUUGACAAUUUUUUUUCCUGUUGCUAAAUGAUUUGAAAAUAUAUUUUUUGCGUUAUGACUUCUCACAUGUCGUUUAUUAUUUGUUAGACUCCUUGGGAAGGUGGAUGUUACACUCUGAGGAUGGUUUUCAAGGAUGAUUACCCUUCAACACCUCCUAAAUGUAGGAAUUUUUAUCUUUUGUUUUUAUUCAAGGCGUGCUGGGGAUAUCUAACGAUUAAUUUAAUUUUCAGACAUUUCUUAUUGUUUCACAGAAAAGCCUAAGGGAGAGGUACCUAUGUUAUUUACAAGGUCAAAUUUUUUUCAAGCCCACUUUCCAGUGUCCUAGCCCCAUUCUCAUGCUAUUUCCCGUCAUGUCUUUAUUCCUCCUUCAGAAAACAGUGACCCAUAUACUCAAGAAGAUUGGCAAAGUUGGUGUAACAGACUGUUUUUACCUUUCCCUGUUUUCUUGUAAGAUCAUUGCAAUCUUUCAUCUUGACUGCUGGGGUGAAUAUCUUUGGAAAGGGAGGCAUAAAAAAUUAGGGAGAGUGUGUUAACUUCACCACAGCUCAUUUUCAAGGAGCAAUUGCCAGCCUCUGAUUCAUCAUCAGGCAAAAAUUAUUUUAUUGGCAUUGACAGUGCAUCUGGUUAGAGUGACAAGUUGGCAAUUCCAAAACUAGCUUUUGCACAUAAUGAGAAAACAUGUUUUUUAGACAGUGUCUCAAGGUUGAUUUCCACUGACAUGUUUUUGGCUAUGCAUGUUAAUGCAUGUCAAUUUUAAUCAUGUAAGUAAAAUUGAGGGAAGAUAAAAAGUGCUGAGCUAAAACGAGAAGUUGAGCGAGGUUCAACUUUUACGCUUACGAGUGACCUUUCAUGCAUUGCCUCUAUUUUAUUUACAAAUGUAAAUUUUAUGCACAUACACACGUAAAAAUUAUGUGACACUGGAAAUCAACACUGAGUGAAGAAUUAGCGUUGCAAAUGAACUGAACAUGGCUUGUAUGGCUAUGUCGAUAUCCUGUACUUUGCAAGUUUAUUUUUACACGUUGUUGUGACUAUUUUUAUUUUGGCCUGCUUCUGAUCGUACGUUUCUAUUUGGUUUUGUAAGUACUGUACACAGUAACAACAUUGUUUUCAGGGGUCCGAUAAAGUCUCACCUGGUAGUGUGGGGCAAGGAGAUUUUCUUACUGAGCAAGUAACUUUAAAAUCUCACUUGCCCAAUGGUCAAGAGUCCAGGCAAUUCAUCCUCUAACCAGGCCUUCUGAUAGGGUGCGAAAAAAAAUCAGAAAUUAUGCGGCAUUUUCAGGACAGAUUGUGCGAUAAGAUAGGACUAUUAUGCGAUAAAUUAUGCGAUUUUUUCAGGGCUAAUUAACAUUGUUUUACCAGGUUUUAAAUUAUGAAAAUCACAUUAAUGUUGUUUAACAGGCAAUUGAAUGUAAAAGAAUAAGAAAACAUCUAUUUUAAAACAAAAUAGUUAAGUUUGUCCAAUUAUCUUGACCCGGAAUAGAAAACAAAUAGUAAGAAAGAAAAAGGACACUUGUUUAAUAUUACAUGAUGCUGUUACACCACUGACCACACUGCUUGUCUCUGAAUGAAAAUGGUUGCCCAGAUACCGCUAUCAAAGGUUUGAGAUGUCUUCCAAGGCUUUCUUUUGUGGUAAAUCAUUAGAAUUUAUUGUUUACUUUACUUGAAUUUAGCAUUUCUUUUACGAAUUUAUUAUGUGAUUUUCCUCAAAUUGUGCAAUCGGAUGCGAUUUGAGGCCAAAAAAUGUGCAAAAUCGCACCAUCGCAUAAUAUCAGAAGCCCUGUCUGACCAAUGCUUCCUUUAAACAAUGAGUUGGAAUCUUGCUGAUGCCAAAAAUUGACAGAGCACACAAAAAUUAUUGUACACCCGAAAUUUGAGAGGAAGUGCAUUUAAGGGAGACAUUUUAUUGGCUACCAUGUUGAAGGGCAUACUGUUGCCCUCCAACAUGAUAGUGAUGCUCAGAUGUGCUGUAAAUGUUACCACAUCAUCUUUUCAACAUUUUCCUUGAAGUUUAAGUGCCAAAUUUGUGUUCAGAAAGAGGUAAUUCACAUUUUGGUCACACUACCAACUAAGAACUUACUCAUUUUAAGAAAGUGGUGCGGGUUUGAAAAACCAAAUCACUAUUAUUUUGUUUAAGAUAUGACCCACUAAUCAUUUUUGGAAGGCAAAAUCAUACAACUUUUAUUUUCAUAAGAACUAUGUCACAUGACCUCUUAGUGCAAAUGGCCUAUUUACUUUUUAUAUUCAAUGUACUCAUUUAGGUGUGUAUGAAUACACAAAAACCAAGGGCCUUGAUUCGAGAGAAGUUACAUCAUUGCCAAAAUGCCAACAUGUGAUCAACCGUGACUCGAUUUUGCUAAUAACCCAAUGCUGUUCGGUCUAGUUUGUGACUUUGAAUGAUUGAUGUUGUCAUAUAACGUUGGUCAGAAGUAGCAAUGGCUGUAGCAAUGCUUAAUUAUUAUCUCAAUCUCUGAUUUCUCGUUUUCUGUACAUCAUUCAUAUUUAAAGUUUUGUUGAAAAUUUUAUCCUGCCUGGUUCUUAUUUUAAUUUGGUUUUCAAUUUCUGUAUAGGUGGUCCCGCUCAAGUUUUAACUCUUUUGCUCUGCUUACAAAAACAUUAAAACCUGCACGACUGAUUACACUGAAAGAUACAGAAUACGCGCAAACAUAGAUCACAAGCAAAUUCUUGCCUUGGUACGCCAUAGACUUUGUAAGCAAGAUGCUGUUGACACUUUCAAAACUCUUUAAAGUGUUAACUAAUCACUUGCUGGAUGGCAGGAGCUAUUUAUAACUUUCUGUAUUUGGUGAGCAUACUCUCUACUGGUUUGCUCACGGUAUUUUCCAUGAAAUGUGAAAAAUCUCCAGUUUAUGUUUAAUGAAGCUACUAAACUAUAAUCAGUCUUAACCACCUUUCAUAAAUGUUGGUGAGAGACUAGGUACAAAAAAUCCUUUUUUAAAUGCAUAUACUUGGCUUAUGAUAUGUGCUUCAUCGUUCACAUGGCUGCAGAAUCAGAUGCACAACCACUCUUUGGCUCUCUUUGGUUGUUUUAUGUAAAAAUGGCUGGAACCGCUAACUCUUACAAUCUAGAGAUACCAGAUGGAAAGAAAAGAUUAAGCUUUUCAAAGAAAAAAAUUCUUGAAUGUAACUCCAAGUAGCAAAGUUGAUUUUGUUGAUGUAUCAGCGUAAGAGGGAAGCUCCACAGCUGCCAAACGGCUCAAACCAAAAGAGAAACAAAGAGAAGAUGCCAGUGGAAAAUUCAGAUAUCAUCAUUUUGGAUAUCUUUGCAUGGUCUAUUUAUAUGUUACUGUUUUCAGAUAAUUUGUCAUUUUAAAUGCGUACUUUAGUUUGAAAAGGUUUUUCUGGACAAACAGGUUUUAAUAAUUCUAGUGACAUGCGCAAGGCUGAGCAUGUAAUGUGACAAAACCAAAACGUGACCAAAAUGGUGCUCCAUCGAUAUCACCGCUCGAAAUAAACCGCCUCCUCAUCACAAGGCUCAUUUGCAUAGAAUGAAAGUUUACACCACUCGACCGACCGACCAACCGACCAACCGACCAACAUUGAGUGCCCCCUAUAACCUAAGUUAACCAGUGGACCUUUAUGAAAACACAUCAUAAAAUUACAUUCAGAUUUUAUGAUAUAUUUUUGCUUAUGGCAUUAUUUAAAGCUGUGGCUUCUUCUUUCUAGAAGAAAGUAGCCUACUUUUAUGAGCAAAGUAGCUGACACGUUUCGUUGGCCGUAGGUGCUUAUUGAAACCCCUGCUUACUUGAUGCCUAAACCCCAGGUACAACUAAACCAAAAGGGCCGCUCAUUAAUAUGGUAACUGUAAAUCAUGUAAUUGACACUCCCUGUGAAAUAAAUGCCUAUUGUCUACUAAACAGCCUCUCUACAAUCUUUAGUUUGUAUUAUAGACCCGUUUCCAAUACAUAUUACAGGUCAAAUUUGUCUUCAGGCUAAUUUUGAUUUAACAUAGGUUGAUUCUCAAUUUUCUUUGUUUCCUAACCCUACGAGACAAAGGAAAUAAGGAAUCAACCUAGGUUUUAAAAAUUUAACCUGAAAUCAAAUUUGACCUGUAACAUAUACACCCCCUGUCUAAUAGAUGCCCCACCCCCCCAAGCCAUGACAGUAACUCCAAAAUAAUAGGAAUUAGCAAAAAGAGUAGAAUCAUUCAAUUUAUACAGUUUCGUGCUUGAUUAACAAAAGUUUCGGCAUUGCAUCUUGUUCAAUUUUGAGUUUAAAGUAAGUAUAAGCCACCAAUGACAACACAAUGACCCUGAACAAGGAUUUUGACAUCCAAGAUGACACCUGAAAGAGGGAUAUGGAUCUUUGCAAAUGUAGAUGGCCUAGACAUACAGUAUCAGUUGAUGGACUGGAUGUUUCGCCGUUUAUAAAAUGUCUUGACAUUUUUGUGGAGAGCAUAUUGCUGUGGUUUUGUAGAGGUUGUUAAAUGACUCUCUUUUUCAAACGUCUCCUGUUUAUUAAAUUCCUUCUCUUGGAGCCCUUAAAUUAAAUGUAAAAGCUACAGGCAUCUAUUAGAUCAUAUAUGGUUUAUGAACAAUCUUAUUACAAAUAAUUCAGAGGGUUUGCAAAGAAUUUCUGAAAAUACAGUGAUGUACAUGUAUUUCCUUCCUGCUUGCUUCUUUGUUGUUAUACCCCUUCAUUCAGUCGAUAGUAGGAUUUGAGUCAGCUCAAACAGAGAAAAUUAGGGGACAAAGAGUGUUUUUAUCAUUAGAUUUUUCCUGUUGAAGACAUGAGUCAGCAGGGUCAUAUUUCAGUACAUAACUAGUCAAGCAUGAAGUGUGCAAAAAUUAUGCAGAUGCUUAUCAUAUUUCUAACUGUGGUCAUGUUUACUGGUGUUAAUGUUUUCAUUUGGUGAUAGUGGGAUUAUCUUUAGCAGAGCAUUCACAUGGUGUGAAGAAUAACUUUAUUUGAUCAUUCACAUUCAUUUUACAAAGAUGAAGUGAUUUGGAGUGUGUAUUUUGACACCUCAACUUUCCUCAGUAAAAAACAUUUGUUGAUCUUAAAGCAUUACAAAGUAAAUGUAUUUCAAAGUUCUUUUUUUUAAAAAAAAACAAGACGCUACGGAGCGUACACUUUGGCGUCGUGGUUGUGGAACUAAUUAAUUGUAAAUGCGGAGGAAUAGUAAGAAAUCAAAUAUGGUAAGAGUGAGGUGUUAAUUUGUGAAAUUAUGGGAUUUGUCAGGAUAUUCUGAAAAGAGCAACAUCCAAGAGGCCUACUUGCCAAAAACUAGCAUUUCGGGACAAAUUGUCUCCGAGGUAUUAGCCCUGUUAUGCUCUGAUGACUCCAUACAAAUCCUUUUAAAAAAACAAUUCUCUAUUUUUCUUAGUCACAUCAGGCUUCAAAAACAGCGUAGCAGUCUCAUGUACUGAUUAAAGAUAUGUAAGGCAUGGGUAAGGAGUCUAUUACGUUGAGCAUGGAAUUGGCUAAAACUCAAAGUCACGAGUUCGAAUGUUUUGAGGAUAAUUAUUCACUGACUAUCAGCACGCAGGGAUGUCGGAUUAACACAAGGAAGUUUAACACCAAAGGAACAUAGCCUUUACAGAGCUUUAAAACACAGCAUCCACCAACGCAAACUUGACUUGACCUUUGAGUAAAACUAAACAGCCUCUACCAAUAAUAACAAACUCUCACUUGAACUUCAGAUAUCUUACGGCUUCCACGAACUUGUAAACACAGAACCUGAAAAUCGACCUUCGUCACACUUGACUAAACACAGCAGUCCAGCUCGUGGGAAAAAACUUAGAUCGUCAAAAGAACUCGCUUGGAACUUGUAUACCGUUUGACAUAAGGUUCCAGAAAUUUCUUAACAGGCGAAUAGUAGUAGCUUUUCGACAUAUUUUAUGAUUUCAGUAACUGAUGGAAAUCUGCUGACUCAUGCUGAAAUGUAAACAUGCCCUAAUUAAUUAUUCAUGUAUAAUCCAAAAGUGUAGAGAACGUUCGAGAAAGUCACGUAACGCAUGAAAGCAAUUUUACUACAUAACACUCAACAAAGACAAAAUCUCUUUGUGCAGCAUUUUGUAACUUUAAAUUCAUCAUAAAACAGUUUGAAAGGAGGGCUCACUCGUGAAAUGUUUUUUAGCACUCGAAAUAUCCUCUAUUUAUUCCUCGAGUAAUUAAAGACUAAACUCGAAGUGAUCUCAAGAUAUCACGAAGUAGUCCGGUCUCAUUUCGUGAAAUAGUUGAAACAAGCCGAAAAGUCACGAACUUGCACGCCCAAUCUUGUCCCGAGACUAGUGCAUCAUUUCAUAACUAUUUUUCAUAUCCCAAACUACCUUGGGUCGCAGUAGCGCAAUCGGCUAAUCCCCCAACUUAGAGUCUCCUCUGAUCUGAUGGGUCACACAGGUGAGUCGGUUCAAACCCCGGGAAAGCCAAAAUAAUAAUUCUUUCUUCCUCGAAAAAGUUAAAGAAUAAAUCAAAGAAAUCGAAGUGAUCUCAAGAUAUCUCAAACUAAUUUGGCUCUCACUUCGUCAAAUAGCUGAAUAGAACUGAAAACCUACAGACGUUGCUUGCCCAAUCUUGUCAAAAAAUUGCAACUUUGAUACAUUCCUGAGCCGCGAAUCCUUUACUUCGCGCUCCGCCAAAGUUAAAAAAAAAGAAGACAACUGGAUCCUACUUGCACAGCCAAACUGACAUGUACAGAAAAAAAAUUGUUAUGGAAGCAUGAGAAUGGUGCCCUGGCUCAAACUCUGCAAAAGUGAAGGCUUCUUAUAAGAAAUUAAAUUUAAUGUAUUUUAAAUACUGGUUAUGAUAUAUACACGUAGUAAGACAAUAUUUAUUGUUAUAUCAUAUAACAAACUGUUUCAGUGUGAAAUGAUUAGGAAAUGAAGGCUUAAUAAAAAGUGUAUCUUUUACUUUUUCAGGUAAAUUUGAACCUCCAAUCUUUCACCCUAAUGUAUAUCCAUCAGGAACAGUAUGUUUGUCUCUUCUGGAUGAAGAAAAGGAUUGGAGGCCAGCCGUCACUAUUAAACAAGUAAGAAAUCUGAAAGAGCGUGAGCAACCAAAGACAAUGCCAGCGUAAUGGCCUGGCCAUAGCGAAAAUGCUGUAGAAACCCAAAAGCCCCUGUGAAGUCAUAAGUGAAUCUCCAAAAAUCACAUACAAGAGACUGCUGACUAGCAUUGUCUGGAGUUUAACUUAGUCUUAAUUUCAUUUAUCCCAAGGCUGUGCUCUAAAAAAAACUAAGAUUUUCUAGUCACCGGAGAGUGAAAGUUGGGCACCAGGGGCCACUAGGCUCCACUAGAGCACAGGCUUGUAGCCACAUUUCAGAUUAAGAUUUUGUGUGCAGAAGUUUAUCAGUAAUUUUGUGAUUCAUUUUCUAGGUUUUAUUGGGAAUUCAAGACCUACUUAAUGAUCCUAACAUUAAAGACCCUGCACAGGCAGAAGCUUAUACUAUAUAUUGGUAAGUAACACAUGGUCAGAAAAUAUAUAUCAUCUGGGCUGAGUUGUUCAAAGCUGGGUUAAGAUAACCCAGGGUUAGUGCGAGAUUUGAAAGCUUAGAAAGCAUUUCAGUUUUAAUUCUUUUUGACUUCAAGUUGAUGAUUGGAAGCUCUAAAAAUAGCACAGAAAAUUAUCCAAGAAAAUGCUUUUGAACACAAGAAAAAGAAACGCAGGUUAAAUUUAACCCCAGUUUAAGUGCUAAUUGGCCUUCGAACAACUCUGGAGUUUACAACUGGGUUGCCUGGUUCAUUAGGUAAAUUAAACUAAGAAAUUUAUGUGAUUUUUCUGUCUGUAUUCCUGACAAAAUUUUGAAAAUGGGAACUGGAGCUUUGAAAUGAGCUGCCACUUUGAGUAAGGGGAAAUUUUCUAAUCCACCAGCUCCCUUGUUUCAUUGCUUCACAAGAGAAUUUGUUUUUAACAAGGAACAUUUAAAUACUAGAACUACCUUUUAUGUCAUAAAAAUAAUUCAAAGGUACGUGUAGUUCGAGUAUUUAAAUGUUCCUGUUUUAAGAACAAAUUCUCUGGUGAAGCGAAGAAAUAAGGUAGCUGGUGGAUCAGAAAAUUUCAUAUUAAAUCAACACAGCACCUAUACCUUGUAAUACAUUUUUAACAGAAAAAAACAUAGUUUGUUGUUAGUAAAUGUGACCCAGAUGCCUUGUGUAGAUGUUUGAAUGUUGGUAGCACUAUAUAAAGUUCUAUAAUUUUACUGAUUGUUUUUUUGUUACGUCUUUUUGCUUGCUUUGCUUGGCAAAAUUACUAUUUUUAUUUAUUAUUCUUUGUUUUGCAGCCAAAAUAGAGCAGAGUAUGACAAAAGAGUCAAGUCCCAAGCACAAAAAAUGGCUCCCAAAUGAAAAAGGAUUAGCUGCGGUAAACCUUUGCUAUGAACAAAGAACUUUACUAAAAACAAGCAGAAGGACUAAAUGCCUUAUUCAUCUUCUCCAUGGGACAUUCUACAUCAAAAGGGGAAAAGGGAGAUGUUAUAAGAUUAUUUGUCUCUACUGGUUGUCAGUUUUGUUCAUAAAGCAAGAGAACGUCAUGUUGCAAAUAAUCCUCUUCUGAGGGUGUUGGUCCAUUUUCGUGCUGUACUGUGAGAUUUCCUUAUAUUUUACAAGCUUCUUCUCUUUCUUUGCAACACUUUGUACUCAAGAGACAUGGAUUUUCAGUGAUUUCUCAGUGGUCAAAACCGCUCAAGUGCACAGGUUUUGUUAAAGAAAGAUGAUAAUAAUAUUAUUAUUGACUGUCUUACAGCUCUUUGCAUUAUAAGGCUGAUUAAAGCAUCUUAAUGGAUAUGUAGUUCUUUCUUAUUAACUCUUUACAGUGGAACCUUGAUUUAAAGAAUCUCUACACAAUGGAAGUCUUCAGUAUAAGGAAUGCUAUUCCUAGCCCCAGUAAUAGUAAAGUAUAAAAAAACAGAACCUCGACAUAACAAAACCUCAUUAUAGCAAACAUAUUUUGUCAGUCCCUUGGCCCUUUGUUAUAUCAAAGUUCCACUGUAUCUUGAAAUCUGGUUUUGAUUGUUUCAUUCGUGGCAUGGUAGGGCAUAAAUGUACUUGACGUUUCACAGAAAUCAUGAUUAUUUUAAUGUGUUGCUGUAAGUAUUAGACAGCAAAGCUGUUCAUAAAAUAGUUUAGUUGAACCUCAAUUAUCUGGCCCCUGAUUAUAGGAACCAGAAUUGUUGUUACCUUGA